AUGCAUCGUCUUUUUGCUGAGCUGGAGCCAUCUUUAACCGUCACCGAGCAAAACCUGGCAGACCGAGUUCGGUAUAUCUUGCGCUCAAAUAUAUUUGAUGUCGCCGAACUCGAACGGCUACUACGUGAGGCUGUUCCCUCAUUGGGUGAAAAUGCUGCGGCUGAGGAUGCAGCGCCACAAAUUGCAGAGCAACCGGCAAAUGUGGAUGCCGCCGUGAAUACCCCAGUUGUGGUUGAUUCAAACGAUGAUGGAACAGUCGCCCAGGAACUGGAAUUAGAGCAUAUGAGGAGUACAUUGGAGGAGGCGAUUGUGGAAACGCGCAGUACGCCUCUCGAAAAUCGCCCGCGACUUCCCCGCUUAGCCCUAAGCAAGCGGAAUCGGGCUGUCGUGAGGGCUCUGAACCCAAUGCUGGUGACCUAUUUGGAAGCCAGCCGGGACCUUUGCGAGACGGACUCAAUUCUUUUUGGCGCCGCGCUGGCAGUCUGCCGUAUUACAGGCGCCAAAGGUUUCCACGGCUGGACGCGCUACUGGCCAUAG
Molecule: messenger RNA, 537 nt
Organism: Parnassius apollo (apollo)
Lineage: Eukaryota; Metazoa; Arthropoda; Insecta; Lepidoptera; Papilionidae
Source: the annotation of a GenBank genome assembly